Bacillus rossius redtenbacheri is the source of this 1649-nucleotide messenger RNA. RefSeq lists its product as uncharacterized. NCBI's taxonomy places the organism in Eukaryota, Metazoa, Arthropoda, Insecta, Phasmatodea, Bacillidae. Bases 131 to 1222 code for a protein of 363 amino acids. The record is from RefSeq and is a predicted model, not a curated record. The transcript has 4 exons.
CCAGGUCACUCAUUCUCUCUUGUGCAGCCGGGUAGGAUUAGUGUUCGUAACGCUCGAGGACGUGUCACUUAUUCAACGAAGUUUAUCAAGUCUUGGUACACAGUGUGUUGUUUACAACAAAUGUGCGAUUAUGGGCAGCACAAAAUGUCUCAAGAAACGGCUACAAUUAUCAAAGCGAAGGAAAUCCGCAAAAAGGAAAAUGCUUCUGGCGCGUACUGCUAAAAAUCUAAAAAGGGCAGACACUAAUGGCGUAUUACCAGAAAGAGAAGAUGAUUUGCCACCAUUGGUAGUUGAAACUGUCAAGGAGUCUACUUCAUGGGAUGAACUGACAGGAAAUCGCAUAUUCACCCCCGGAUUCGUAAUUCCGGUUAUACUACAAAUACAGAGCAGUCACACAAGAAAAUGCACGGCUGGCACUAUUCGAUUUAAAAAAGAAAUUCUAAGUGGCCUGCACUGCAAAUGGGUCCUCGAAUGCGAUAUGUGCCACAGGGAAUAUGAAAUACAAAAUGUAAGAUCUGGAAGCAGUGUUAUAAACACGUCAGGCGCUUGGGCAGCCUUGUCAUCAGGAGUUGGUUUCUCUCAGUUUGAGAACACAUUAAGUGUGUUGAAUGUUCCUUCCAUGAGUCAAAACACAUUUCUCAAGGAAGAAUGCCUCAUAGAAAAGAUACUGGAAGCUGACUUGUACUCGAGCAUGAAAGAAGCGGGCAAGGAAGAAAGAGAACAAGCUAUUCGAAAUGGUGACAUCGAUGAUGACGGAAUCCCCUUCAUUACUGUGACCGUGGAUGGCGGAUGGGCCAAGCGUAGCUAUGGACACAACUACAACUCCUCAUCUGGGGUGGCAGUUAUAAUAGGCCAACAUACGGGAAAACUUCUCUUUAUGGGCGUCAGGAAUAAGUACUGUUGUAUUUGUGAACGAGCCAUUACAGAACAGAAGGAAGCGAAACAACACUUGUGUUAUAAAAAUUGGGGCAAAACAAGACCAUCAACAGCUAUGGAACGAGAUGUUAUUGUUGAAGGAUUCUGCCAAAGUUUUGAAAUGCAUGGAUUAAAAUACAAGUAUUUCGUUGGAGAUGUGUAUACGCUAGGAUCAUGGAAAAAGUUCCUUAUGGACGUAGUGUCUUUAAAAUUGAGUGUGCCAAUCACUGUGUCAGAAACUACACCGGUCAUUUGCAUACCCUCGCAGCAGACAAGACUUUUUCGUCGGAAGCAAGGAAGCUGCUGAAUCCUGUAAUUCCUCGCCUUACAGCCGCAGCAAAAGUGAAACAAAUAAUAUUGUACCAGUUCUUCGCGCGAAUGGCCUUUUUGAACAAAUACAAAGUCUAGUGGAGAGACUCGUCGCAAAGGCUCAACGGCUCAAAGAAAACAAAACAAGUAAUUCGGCAGAAUUCUAUAUGAGCCUAGUUGCCAAAUUUAGUGGGGGCAAAAGAAUUAAUUACACACAGAGAGGCUCUUUUCAGCGUCGAUGUUACAUGGCAGGACUAAGAUUCCAGAAAGGUUUAGCUUGGGAGAAGAGCCCUUUCAAAAAAAUGUCAGGUAAGAGUCCUGGUUCAACACACAAGAAGGUCCUCCACAAAAAGAUCCGUCACGGCAUAACUCGGCGUAAACUGGCUUACCAAGAAGAUAGUCAGUUGAAACGAAAACGGCGUGAA